Molecule: messenger RNA, 4594 nt
Organism: Rhopilema esculentum
Lineage: Eukaryota; Metazoa; Cnidaria; Scyphozoa; Rhizostomeae; Rhizostomatidae
Product: hephaestin-like protein
Biological process (GO): iron ion transport
Cellular component (GO): plasma membrane
Molecular function (GO): copper ion binding; oxidoreductase activity
Source: RefSeq, a predicted model, not a curated record
UAUUAAUCUUAAAUUUUCUAUUUAGCAAAAAUGUUGUAUAUACCAGACGGAAAGAGUUGAAUUAAACAGUUUGUGCAGACGUACUGCAGGCUUCAGAAAGUUUAUGAAGAGAAAGUUCAGAUUUCGAGCUGAAAUUGCCAGCUUUUCUAACAAUAACAUUAUAGCUCUUGGAUUUCUUAGGGAUUGACUCAAAUUUUGUCUUAAGCAACUUCUUACUAUAGAAGUUAUGCAACAAAAUGUUGUUGUGAAGAAAAACCGAGAUAUUUUCAUAAACAAAGGAAAUUACAAGAACUGCAAUGUCGCGGAAUGUACGACAUAAGUGUAAAGGUACGCACAAUAUUUUCUAACACAAGAAUAUGACAGAUGCCCCAGUCCUGCCUAAACAGAGUUUCAAAAUCUUCUUUCAUUCUGGUCGACACAAGCGUCCUCUGGCAACAGCUGGAGCAUUCAUAACUGUUCUGUACUUGCGCUGUCUUUUUUACGCUUCUCAUAGUCAUGAAUAAUUUACAACAUUGAUAUCAACAAGUGAAGACGGCAAGCAAAAUCUCAGAUACUGCAUCCACCACAGACAAGAAGGCAACUGAGGAACAACUUAUCUUUCAAGAUGAGAAGACGCUUUCUAUUUCAAAGCGCUGCCUUCAUCACACUGCUCCUUCAAACAGGGCUGCAAUCACUAGCGAAAACAAAAUAUUAUUACGUCGCAACUGUCGAUAUUUCUUGGGAUUAUGCACCACAUGGAAUCAAUGAACUCAAUUCUAAUCCUUUAGAGAAAGAUGCCCAUGCAGCAACAUUUACCAAGAAAUCCCCAAACCGCAUUGGGAAGAUCUACGACAAAGCUGUCUAUAGAGAAUAUACUGACAGAUCGUUCACAAAGCAGAAACCACGUGAUGAAAGUUUUGGGUUACUCGGCCCAGUACUGAAAGGAGAGCAAGGAGAUGUGCUGAUUAUAGUAUUCAAGAACCUUGCAAGUCGAAAUUACACAAUGCAUCCGCACACUGUGUUCUACAGUAAAGCCUCAGAAGGUGCACUCUACGCCGAUUCAACUUCUGGAGCUGGCAAGGCCGAUGACUAUGUAGCACCAGGGAAAACCCAGACCUAUAUUUGGGUGGUUUCGCAAGAAGGCACUCCGGCUGCGGGCGAUCCUAAUUGUUUAACGUGGUUAUACCAUUCACACAUCAAACCAACCAUGGAUAUGAAUACUGGACCAGUGGGCAUGAUUGAAACGUGCAAAAAAGGCUUCUUGAAUGAAGAUGGAUCAAGAAAUGACGUCACGAAGGAGUUCUACUUGUUGUUUCAUGUGAUCGAUGAGAAUAAAAGCUGGUACCUGGAUGAAAGCCUCAAAAGGAGCGGAAUAGAUCCAAGCAAAGUGAACAAAGAAGAUGAAGAUUUCAAGGAAAGCAAUCUCAUGCAUUCGAUCAACGGAAGGGUUUAUGGUAAUUUAAAUGGGUUUGAUGUUUGUCAAGGUGACAAAGUUGUUUGGCAUUUGUCAGUCCUUGGAAGUGAGGUUGAUAUGCAUUCAAUUUCUUUCCACGGAAAUUUGAUUGUCUCAGACCACCAUCGAACAGACACGCGUGUUUUGUUCCCUGCGCAUUCCGGAACUGUAACGAUGCAGGCGGAUAACCCUGGCAAAUGGAUGUUUGAAUGUAAAAUAGCUGAUCACUGGAAUGCAGGCAUGUUUGGGUUUUACAACGUAAGUGCAGCCUGUGGACAAGAAAACAAAGCAGUCACAUUCAAUGGCAAAGUGAGAGAGUAUUUCAUAGCUGCGGAAGAAAUUUCGUGGAGGUAUUCACCUUCUCAAUACAACUCAUUUGAUGGAGAGCCUUUAGACAAAACUGGAAGUGACUCUUCCACGUUCUUUGUUCGCGGGCCUAACAGAAUCGGUGGGACUUACAUAAAGGCAAAUUACCGUGAGUUCAUGGACGCUACUUUCACAAAGAGAAAGCCUAGAUCUUUGAAGGACGAGAGGCACCUUGGGUUUUUGGGACCAGUUAUCAAAGGUGAAGUUGGAGAUAAGAUUCUCGUUCACUUCAAGAACAAGCUGAGCAUCAAUGCAUCGAUUCAUGCGCGUGGAGUUCUAUACAACAAGUCAAAUGAAGGGUCAUUAUAUGAUGACAACACAAAACUCAAGGCAGAUGAUGUCGUUCUUCCGGGCACAACUUACACUUAUGAGUGGACCAUCCCUGAAUCGAUGGCUCCCACAGCGAAAGAUACGCCAUGCAUUUCUUGGCUGUAUUCAUCAAGCGUCGAUCCUGUAAAAGAUACAUAUUCAGGCCUUGUUGGUCCUCUGGUAACAUGCAAUGCUGGUUCACUGCAGACAAACGGAAUUCCGAAAGGAUUCGAUGCAGAGAAAUACCUCUUUCCUGCCGUUAUGGACGAGAAUGAAUCCUGGUAUCUGGAGAAAAACAUGGAGAGGUAUUGCACUUCACCGAAAUGCGGUGGGAUCAGCAAAGAUGACAAAGAUUUCAAAGAAAGCAACAAGAUGCACCAGAUCAAUGGCUUUAUGUUUGGCGAUAUAGGGAUAGAGAUGUGCAGCGGAAAAAAGGUUAUCUUCUAUGCUUUUGCCAUUGGAACAGAGAUUGAUCUGCACUCAAUAUAUUUCAGUGGAAAUGGCAUCGAUGUAGAGGGGAACCACAAAGAUUCACUCAUGAUUUUCCCAGGGAGCUCGACAACAUUCACAAUGACUCCAGAUAACACUGGGACAUGGGCACUUGGAUGCAGAGUUAACGAUCAUUAUCAAACUGGAAUGAAGUUUCUCUACACAGUCAAAUCUUGUGUGGCAACACAAAAACUGUUGGCCCCUGUAACUAAAAGGAAAUACUACAUUGGAAUCGUCGAAAAAGAUUGGGAUUACGCACCUAAUAAUCUACAGCUUACGUCUGGUGGGCAGCUCAACACUGAUUCAAACGCUAAAACCUUUACCGAACGCACAAGCACAACUAUUGGCAAAGUCUACAAGAAGGCCAUAUAUGUUGCUUAUACAGAUGAGACAUUCACCAAAGUGGUCCAAGACACCGAUCGUACAGAACAUCUAGGGAUUUUGGGACCCAUGAUACUGGCUGAAGAAAGAGAUGAGAUCGUUGUUGUUGCAAAAAACAUGGCGACUAGGAAUUACUCAGUAAAUCCGCACGGAGUAUUUUACAGCAAAGAUAACGAAGGAACAAUUUACAAUGAUGGAACGAGUCACAGAGGAGGAUCCAUUGCUCCUGGCAAAACAUACACGUACCACUGGUUUGUGAACAGCCGUUCAACUCCAGGCCCAAACGAUGGUGCGUGCUUAACAUGGGCAUACUAUUCGGCAGUCGAUCCUGUGAAGGACACAAAUACUGGCCUAGUUGGACCGCUGAUAACAUGUAGGAAGGGAACGUUGGUAAACGGAAAAAGAAUAGACGUUGAUAGGGAGUUUGCAAUUUUAUUUUCAGUAUUAGACGAAAAUGAGAGCUGGUAUUUGGACGAUAAUAUAAAAAAGUUCACUCUUAAACCAAAUGACGUUGUUAAAACAAACGAAAAUUUCAAGGAGAGUAACAAAAUGCACGCGAUAAACGGAUAUAUUUACAGCAAUGGGCCACAGAGUGGCGGACAAUUCAAAAUGAACAUGGGAGACAAAGUUGCUUGGUAUGUUAUUGGACUUGGAAACGAGAUUGACAUACACACGGUGCAUUUCCAUGGAAACUCGUUUAUACAUCGGACAAAUUCAGAACAUGUCGACGACGUGUAUGAUAUUUUCCCCGGAGUCUUUGCUUCUCUCGAGAUGACUCCCGUAAACCCAGGAAAAUGGCUGCUUCACUGUCACGUCAAUGAUCACAAACAAGGUGGGAUGGAGACCAUUUUCGAAGUGAAAAAGAAAAUCAGAUGGGGUGAAAGUAAGGGAAGCAGUUUGAAGUCAAGUUGCUUGGCUUUUUUGCUUCUGGUUGCUGUCCUGGUCAAUCUGUGGUAGCAGAAAACUCAUGAAAGAUGCUGGUGAAGAGUUUAAAAAAUUUGAACCCUGAUUAAACUUGAACAUCUUUAAGCCCGUAUCAACAGGAUUCGUAUCGAAUAAAACAAUUUUGUGAUUUCCGUUUGGUAUGGUACAUCGAGACUACAGUGACCUGCAAGACUGCUGUACCCCGCAUUUUGAACUGAGUAUCUACCUCAUCCCCACAUUAAAUUUUGAAGUCCCACCUUCGAUUUAAAAUAUCCUUAUGUAAGCCCAUCGUUUUUUAAAUACAACUGAUAGCAAAGGGAGAUGUGUUUUGACAUUUUUGGCAUGAAGAGAUUUUUGCGAAGGUGGGGGGCGGGGGGCAGCAAGACCCCACAGUGUUCUUUCUUAAUGAACGAAUGAGAAUCGUAAUAUGAAAAACAAAUGCCUUAGAGUUCCAUUUUUUAUUAAACUUGCGUCGAUAAUAAAAGGGAGAAUUUGAUAAUUAGGGGAUUAAGGAUUUGAGGAUUGUAAGAAAUGGAGGGAUUGGUUAAUUUUCAAGUAUGAAACAUAUUGGGGACUUUUAUUCCAGCAGUUUUUCUAGUUGCUCAUUAAAGUUAGGUCAAGCAUCCAAAGGAGAGGUUGCUCAAACAAUAUAUCAGUAAAGAUUGAAUGAAUUUGAUGGAUGGAAAUUUGUCA